ACGAGAUUCUGCUGUAGUAGGUGUGGAGAAGUUGGAAAUUAUUAUAUGAUACUUGCAGUCGGCACAGAUAAAUCGCCGCGCUGGAUAUGCAAACGAUCAAGUGUGUAGUUGUAGGAGAUGGAGCGGUGGGUAAAACCUGCCUGCUCAUCUCUUACACUACCAAUAAAUUCCCAUCCGAAUAUGUACCAACAGUAUUUGACAAUUAUGCCGUUACUGUUAUGAUUGGAGGCGAUCCUUACACUCUGGGAUUGUUCGACACAGCAGGUCAGGAAGAUUAUGACAGACUGCGUCCAUUAAGUUAUCCACAAACAGAUGUGUUUCUUGUUUGUUUCUCAGUUGUGUCUCCUUCGUCGUUUGAAAAUGUUAAGGAGAAAUGGGUACCAGAAAUAACGCAUCACUGUCAAAGGACCCCAUUUUUAUUAGUAGGGACCCAGAUUGACUUGAGAGAUGAUGUAGCAACGAUCGAAAAACUUGCAAAGAACAAACAAAAGCCCAUAUCCAUUGAACAGGGUGAAAAACUUGCCAAGGAAUUGAAAGCUGUAAAAUAUGUUGAAUGCAGUGCUUUAACUCAGAAAGGAUUGAAAAAUGUCUUUGAUGAAGCUAUUCUCGCUGCAUUAGAACCACCAGAGCCUCCUAAAAGCAGGAAGUGUUUUCUUUUGUAAGAUGCCCUAGUCUAGUGUUCAGCCAGUCAUUGCGUGGAUAUUGACGCACUUGAAGCUGCUGUGUUCGAUGCGACAACGGCAAUUAACUCUUGUGCGGCUAGUUAAUCAGUAAUUACAACAUCAGAGCCAGACAACACAUUCCGAAAUUUUGAGAAAGAAAAAAAAAACAAUUGAAUUAGAGAUUUUUGAGACUAUGUAUCGAGUGUAAUUCGACAAAUCGGCGAUUGUCGAUUUUUUUAUCACAUUUCCCUAAUGAUAAUCUCCAGGUACUACACGCUCGCGUAUAAUAUACUCAUUUGCGUAAAUUUAAGCCGUGAUUUUGGCACUUUUUGACAAAUUCUAUUGAGUAUAUAUGUGUAUAAUAUAUACUAAGGGAACACACAACAUAGUGCAUUUUCGGGACCGCACCUAAUUCGUUAUUUUUCUGUAUUGAACGAUGAAAUUUUGAAAAAAUGAUUCGCCGGCACAUAGAACUGACUGAUUUAAUUAGGUAAUUUAAUUACUAUCGUUAGUUGACAGUUGCAGUAACCCAUUAUAAUUAAUAUUCUAAUUAUUACUAAUAUAUUAUAAGCAACUGUGCGACGUCGAGAGUACGGGUAUGUAUGAUUUUAAAAUAGUGUCGUCAGAAUUUUCGUAAUGUUUUUUAAAGGUUGUAGCCAAUUUUUGAGAUAUUAUUUAUGAAAAAUACUUGAACAGUAUUGAAUCAUGUAUUUUAAACAGUUGUGAGAGAAAGAAAAGCGAAAGUUGAAUAAUUAAUUCGAUGAAAGAGAGAAAGCUCGUUAUAUUUUUGUUGAUACGAAAUAACCGCGUCAACGCAAGCAGGGUCUAAUGUUUUAAUCUUCGAAAGCGUAAAAUUUAUUUGUAUGGCCUCUCUCACGUUUGAUCAUUGUACUUGUUAUCGUAUCGAAUAACUGUAUAUGUUAAUCCAGGCAGGGUUAAAUUUAAUUAUCGAAAGCGUAAACUCGGAAGAGAUUAUGAUUAAUUUGUACGUCCCUCUUACAAUGGCACACAUUGUUAUGUAAGGAAUAUUCUUGAAUAAACAUUAAAUUACAUUUUUACGCCACUUUGCAUC
Molecule: messenger RNA, 1734 nt
Organism: Copidosoma floridanum
Lineage: Eukaryota; Metazoa; Arthropoda; Insecta; Hymenoptera; Encyrtidae
Product: cdc42 homolog
Biological process (GO): small GTPase-mediated signal transduction
Molecular function (GO): GTP binding; GTPase activity
Source: RefSeq, a predicted model, not a curated record